Messenger RNA from Centruroides sculpturatus (bark scorpion), 4899 nucleotides. RefSeq names its product low-density lipoprotein receptor-related protein 1-like. Gene Ontology annotation, cellular component: plasma membrane; protein-containing complex. The transcript is spliced from 21 exons. Gene Ontology annotation, biological process: establishment or maintenance of epithelial cell apical/basal polarity; heterophilic cell-cell adhesion. The record is from RefSeq and is a predicted model, not a curated record. Lineage: Eukaryota; Metazoa; Arthropoda; Arachnida; Scorpiones; Buthidae. Gene Ontology annotation, molecular function: calcium ion binding. The coding region runs from base 1 to 3702 and encodes 1233 amino acids.
AUGUUUUGUUUUCCUAUCUGUUUUUUAGUACACUCACCACACCUGACAUAUUGGGUGUAUUCAAAAUCUCAGCGCGCUGCCAGUGCCUCUCAGCAACUCUGUUCAAAAUCUCAGCCAACUUCCGGUUGCUGCCAGCAAACUGCAAACAUCUUUUUUAGUGCUCCAUACGUCAGCAAACAAGAUGGCAGCAACCAUGAAGUUAGUAAGGGCUUUGUUAACGUCAAUGGUUUUGAAUUCAAUUUACUCUUUGAUGAAUUCACAUUGAAUAAAUUAAGAUCAGAUUUUCUGUUUAUUACAGAUAAUGGCCCAUGUCGAUUUGGAGUUUGCUCUCAAAUAUGCUCAGUUAAAAAGGCUGAAAACUUUUCUUGUAAUUGUGUUGAAGGUUUUGCAUUAAAACAAAAUGGCAGUUGUCAAGUAGAAGGGGGAACACCAUAUUUAUUUGUUGCAAGUGAAAGUGAAUUGCGUCGUCUGAAUCCUUAUAAAGUAACAGAUUUGGAAGAUAUACUUCAAGACAAUUCUCAAACAAAUCGCAUUAACUUUAUUGAUGUAUAUUUUGAAAAUUCAAAUCCAAUUAUAUUUUGGACAAACUUCCAUUUGAAAGGAGUAUAUUAUUACGCUGUUUCUAAAAAUAAGGAUACAUCUCAACUAAAUCAUCAUGUAAAACGAGAUGCUGCCUCUUCAGUCAAAGAAAUAAUUACAGGAUUAAAAGAACCAAGAGGAAUUGCUGUUAAUUGGAUAGGAAAACACAUUUAUUGGGUAGAUGCCGGGACAGAUACGAUAUCAAUAGCAACUUUAGAUGGCAAACUUAAACGUACUUUAAUUACAACAGAUUUAGAUCAACCUCAUGACAUUGUUGUUGAUCCAAAUAUUGGAUACAUUUAUUGGUCAGAUUGGGGAUCUGCAAAAAUUGAAAGAGCUAAACUUGAUGGUAGUGAACGUUCUGUGUUAGUCAAUGAAGAUGUGCAAUGGCCAACUGGAUUAGCUAUUGAUUUUGCUGCAAAAAGACUGUAUUGGACAGAUCCAAAGGCGCACACUGUUGAAACUGUAAAUAUGGAUGGAAAACAAAGACACAUUGUUAGAUCCUUUGUAUCUGAUGAAGAAAGACCAUUUAAUAUUGAUGUAUUUGAAGAUUUCUUGUAUAUUACAACAUUUCCCAGUAAUGCUAUUAUAAAGUUACACAAAUUUGGACAUGGAAAUAUUACUUACUUAGUAAAAGGAUUAAAUAAAGCCAGUGAUAUCAUUAUUAUUCAUGAAAAUAAACAAAUAAGGAAUUAUAUUAAUCCAUGUAAAGAAAAUUUUUGUGGAAAUGGUGCAUUAUGCAUAGCUAAUACAUCAGAAAAUGCUGUUUGUUUAUGUCCAGAUGGAAUGGUUGAAACAAGAACAAGCGAUAAUAAAACAGCUUGUACCGUUGUUGCUCCAACUCCUUCAACUGGUGUAGCAAAUUGCUUAAUAACAUGUCUAAAUGGUGGAACCUGUAUUCUCGGUCAAGAUGAAAAAUCUUUCUGUAGAUGCACACCUGAAUAUGAAGGAACAACUUGUCAGAUAUUUCGUUGUUCAAAUUAUUGCAAAAACAAUGGUUUUUGUUAUACCGAUCUACUUCAAAACACAUCUCCUGGUAAAAAACCCCCACUGAAAUGCAACUGUCCAGCAGAAUGGACUGGAGAAAGAUGUGAAACACCAUUCCAAAAUUGUAAUCAGGAAGACUGCAUGAAUGGAGGAACAUGCAAGUAUGUUUAUGGAAGUCACUAUUGUGUCUGUCCACCAGGUUUUACUGGUCCAAGAUGCGAUCAAUGUCCACCAUUAAAAUGUGAAAACAGAGGAUAUUGUAUUAAAAAUGAGGAGGGACAAAAUAGUUGUGAGUGCCAACCAGGUUAUUCAGGUAGUUAUUGUGAAUUAUCCAAUUGUGAUAAGUAUUGCGUACGUGGCAAUUGUACAUUAAAUGUUGAUGUACCUUCUUGUAACUGUCCUCUUGGAUUCACAGGAGAAAAAUGUGAAAUAAAUAGAUGUUUAAAUCAUUGCUUAAAUGGAGGUACUUGUCAACCUAAAAAUGAUGAUAAGUUAUUGUGUCAGUGUCCACCAGGAUUUAGAGGACGAAGGUGUGAACAAAAGUUAUGUAAUUGUCAGAAUGAAGGAAAAUGUACUCCACUGAAAACAGAAAGCGGUACAAUUUACAGAUGUCAUUGCACGAGAGAUUUUACUGGAACUUAUUGUGAAACACUUGUGGCUACAUCUUGUCACAGUCAUUUCUGCAAAAAUGGUGGUACCUGUGUUUUACAUGAAGGAAAUCCUAUUUGCAAUUGUAAAAAUGGUUGGGUGGGACAAUUAUGUGAAAUUCAAGUUUCAAAAUGGAAUUCUUGCACUGGCUAUUGUUUUAAUGGUGGUAGAUGUAAUUUAACGCAAGGUCCUGAUUCUUUGCCUCGAUGCACGUGUUCUGUCAUGUUUUAUAUAGUAUGGCUUGGAAUAAUUAAUAAUUUAUAUUUUUCUAGAUGUGAAAACAGAGGAUAUUGUAUUAAAAAUGAGGAGGGACAAAAUAGUUGUGAGUGCCAACCAGGUUAUUCAGGUAGUUAUUGUGAAUUAUCCAAUUGUGAUAAGUAUUGCGUACGUGGCAAUUGUACAUUAAAUGUUGAUGUACCUUCUUGUAACUGUCCUCUUGGAUUCACAGGAGAAAAAUGUGAAAUAAAUAGAUGUUUAAAUCAUUGCUUAAAUGGAGGUACUUGUCAACCUAAAAAUGAUGAUAAGUUAUUGUGUCAGUGUCCACCAGGAUUUAGAGGACGAAGGUGUGAACAAAAGUUAUGUAAUUGUCAGAAUGAAGGAAAAUGUACUCCACUGAAAACAGAAAGCGGUACAAUUUACAGAUGUCAUUGCACGAGAGAUUUUACUGGAACUUAUUGUGAAACACUUGUGGCUACAUCUUGUCACAGUCAUUUCUGCAAAAAUGGUGGUACCUGUGUUUUACAUGAAGGAAAUCCUAUUUGCAAUUGUAAAAAUGGUUGGGUGGGACAAUUAUGUGAAAUUCAAGUUUCAAAAUGGAAUUCUUGCACUGGCUAUUGUUUUAAUGGUGGUAGAUGUAAUUUAACGCAAGGUCCUGAUUCUUUGCCUCGAUGCACAUGUAAUAAAGGAUGGAAAGGAAAAAGAUGCCAAAUUAACUCAUUAUGCAAUAACUUCUGCUUUAAUCUUGCAACUUGCAUACCUGCAUUAAAUGAAGAUGAAUUACCCACUUGCGUGUGUCCGAAAGGCUUUGUAGGAAUAAGAUGCGAAACAAAUGUUGCUCUCGCUCCUUCCGCCAUAGAUUAUCAAACAGAUGAACAUCCAGGCUUGAUUGCUGCUCUCGUCAUUCCUAUUGUGAUAGUAUUAAUUUUGAUUAUUCUGAUGACAGUUGGUAUCAUUAUACAUCGUAAACGAAAAUGCAGCCGACCAUUUAUGCAUGUCAGAAUGCAAGAUAGUGCUAAUUUAGAAAUUAGCAAUCCCAUGUACAUGAGAGAAGAAUACGACGAAGCUACCGAAGCAUUGAACUCUUCAUUUUCUCUUGACCCUGACAAGGCAACCAAUUUUGCUAAUCCAGUUUACGAUACUUUAUACUCCGGAGGAACCGGUCCAGGCGAAGAAAAGAAAGGGUUGUUACACAGCGACAAUCUCCACGUCGAAUAUUACGACGGUCAAGCAAACGAAACCGAACCUGGUAGAAAUCAUCCUUUAGCAUGAUACUGCUAAAUAAUAGGAUCAAAUUACUGGUUACGAUUCUAAAUCCGAAUAGAAACUCGUCGUCGACAGCUAAAAACUAGUUGAGUAACUUCUGGCAGCUGCUGAAGAAUUACUUUCAAAAUAUCUAAAUUGUGUAAUAUGUAUAUUUAAUUACCAUAGAAUUAUAUUUUAUUCAUUCUUAUACUAUCAAUUCGACACCAAAAACAGGUGUUUCUGGUAUAUGUAAAUAACUAUAAUCAUAAUUUAGAGAUUUCCUGCUUAAAAAAAUUUUUUUUUUUUUUUAAAUAAGAACCCAAAAUCAAUUAGGGCAGCUAUCUACAACAAUUUCCAAAUAAUAAUUUAUAGUGUCUUCCGUCAAUGUCCAAAAAACUAAGAAAGUAAAUAAACGACAACAUAGUUUCUUAAAAAAAAAUGUUCCACAUAUAUUUAUUGGAAAAGUAAAGAUGAGACUGCUCAAGGUCAUUAAGAACUAGGAAUUAUGCAUAGAAGUAUAUUGUUCCUUGAAAGAUGGUACGCACAAAAAAUAUUCCAGUACAUUGAAAUUGGAUAUCCAUUUAGAACAAAACAGGUAAGAGAUGAAAAAGGAAUGAGCAGUUUUAAUUUGUUACUAAGUCACUACUUUUAGUGGCUAAAGUGCAACAAAGACUAUCUCUAUUUUAACCCAUAUUUUGUAGUUUAUAAAAUAAAUGUAUAUCAAUAGCUUUAUUAAUUAUAAAUUAAAAAAAAAAACUUCAUCAAUAAGGUGCCAAAUGCCAGACGUCCACUUGCCAUCUUAAUUAUUGUGAUUAAGCUUUUUGUUUUUUUUUUUAUGGCCAAUAUAUUAUAAUAAAUGUUUUAUCAGUGUACAGAGAAAGAUGCUUAAUAUGUAUUAAUGUACUUUUUUGUUGCAUUUGUCUGUCGUUGUAAAUUGUGAUGUGUAUUUCUUACUGUGAUCAAAUAUUGCUCUUGUGAUGUAAGUAUAUUUGAAAAUACACUGUGUAGAACGUCAGAUUACAAAACAAAUUUGUAGAACUUAAAAGAGUCGUCGGACAUAACCAAUACUCACGAUCAAAGCGUACGGUUGUGCCGUAAAGAAGCGGGUAAGUGAACCUGGGAAAAAAAUUUAAUUACAGGUAACUACCUACAUAACUUGCAUAGCUCAUAUGUUGUGAAAUUAUGUUUAUAAUAGUAUUCAAUAAAGUUACUGUUCUGAUGAAA